Piliocolobus tephrosceles (Ugandan red Colobus) is the source of this 3041-nucleotide messenger RNA. RefSeq names its product acyl-CoA synthetase short chain family member 2 (gene ACSS2). Bases 211 to 2322 code for a protein of 703 amino acids. The record is from RefSeq and is a predicted model, not a curated record. Gene Ontology annotation, molecular function: acetyl-CoA synthetase activity; AMP binding. NCBI's taxonomy places the organism in Eukaryota, Metazoa, Chordata, Mammalia, Primates, Cercopithecidae. Gene Ontology annotation, cellular component: cytoplasm. The transcript has 18 exons.
UAUAGUAUUUCUAUCCUUGCUAACCUCGAUCCCGCCCCAACCAGGCAUGACCCCGCCCCUCUGGCACCGCCCACCCGCCAGACCAAGCCACGCCCCCACACGCCAGGCCCCGCCCCUCUUCGGAGGCCCCGCCUCUAGGUCGGCCUGUUUUCCCAGUCCCGGCACCCGCCGCGACCGCAAAGGCGGCUACGGUUCUAGGAACUUGACGUGAUGGGGCUUCCUGAGGAGCGGGCCCGGAGCGGGAGCGGCAGCGGCAGCCGGGGCCAGGAGGAAGCGGGAGCCGGAGGCCGGGCGCGGAGUUGGUCUCCGCCGCCCGAGGUCAGCCGCUCCGCGCACGUCCCCUCGCUGCAGCGCUACCGCGAGCUGCACCGGCGCUCCGUGGAGGAGCCGCGGGAAUUCUGGGGAGACAUUGCCAAGGAAUUUUACUGGAAGACUCCAUGCCCCGGCCCAUUCCUUCGGUACAACUUUGAUGUGACUAAAGGGAAAAUCUUCAUUGAGUGGAUGAAAGGAGCAAGUACCAACAUCUGCUACAAUGUACUGGAUCGAAAUGUCCAUGAGAAAAAGCUUGGAGAUAAAGUUGCUUUUUACUGGGAGGGCAAUGAACCAGGGGAGACCACUCAGAUCACAUACCAUGAGCUUCUGGUUCAAGUGUGUCAGUUCAGCAAUGUUCUCCGAAAACAGGGCAUUCAGAAGGGUGACCGAGUGGCUAUCUACAUGCCUAUGAUCCCAGAGCUUGUGGUGGCCAUGCUGGCAUGUGCCCGCAUUGGGGCUUUACACUCCAUUGUGUUUGCAGGCUUCUCUUCAGAGUCUCUGUGUGAACGGAUCCUGGAUUCCAGCUGCAGUCUUCUCAUCACUACAGAUGCCUUCUACAGGGGAGAAAAGCUUGUGAACCUGAAGGAGCUGGCUGACGAGGCCCUGCAGAAGUGUCAGGAGAAGGGUUUCCCAGUAAGACGCUGCAUUGUGGUCAAGCACCUGGGGCGGGCAGAGCUGGGCAUGGGUGACUCCCCCAGCCAGUCCCCCCCAAUUAAGAGGUCAUGCCCGGAUGUGCAGAUCUCAUGGAACCAAGGGAUUGACUUGUGGUGGCAUGAGCUCAUGCAAGAGGCAGGGGAUGAGUGUGAGCCCGAGUGGUGUGAUGCCGAGGAUCCACUCUUCAUCCUGUACACCAGUGGCUCCACAGGCAAACCCAAGGGUGUGGUUCACACAGUUGGGGGCUACAUGCUCUAUGUAGCCACAACCUUCAAGUAUGUGUUUGACUUCCACGCGGAGGAUGUGUUCUGGUGCACGGCAGACAUUGGUUGGAUCACUGGCCAUUCCUAUGUCACCUAUGGGCCACUGGCCAAUGGUGCCACCAGUGUUUUGUUUGAGGGGAUUCCCACAUAUCCGGACGUGAACCGCCUGUGGAGCAUUGUGGACAAAUACAAGGUGACCAAGUUCUACACAGCACCCACAGCCAUCCGUCUGCUCAUGAAGUUUGGAGAUGAGCCUGUCACCAAGCAUAGCCGGGCAUCCUUGCAGGUGUUAGGCACAGUGGGUGAACCCAUCAAUCCUGAGGCCUGGCUGUGGUACCACCAGGUGGUAGGUGCCCAGCGCUGCCCCAUCGUGGACACCUUCUGGCAAACAGAGACAGGUGGCCACAUGUUGACUCCCCUUCCUGGUGCCACACCCAUGAAACCUGGUUCUGCUACUUUCCCAUUCUUUGGUGUAGCUCCUGCCAUCCUGAAUGAGUCUGGGGAAGAGUUGGAAGGUGAAGCUGAAGGUUAUCUGGUGUUCAAGCAGCCCUGGCCAGGGAUCAUGCGCACGGUCUAUGGGAACCACGAACGCUUUGAGACAACCUACUUUAAGAAGUUCCCUGGAUACUAUGUUACAGGAGAUGGCUGCCGGCGGGACCAGGAUGGCUAUUACUGGAUUACUGGCAGGAUUGAUGACAUGCUCAAUGUAUCUGGACACCUGCUGAGUACAGCGGAGGUGGAGUCAGCACUUGUGGAACAUGAGGCUGUUGCAGAGGCAGCUGUGGUGGGCCACCCUCAUCCUGUGAAGGGUGAAUGCCUCUACUGCUUUGUCACCUUGUGUGAUGGCCACACCUUCAGCCCCAAGCUCACCGAGGAGCUCAAGAAGCAGAUUAGAGAAAAGAUUGGCCCCAUUGCCACACCAGACUACAUCCAGAAUGCACCUGGUUUGCCUAAAACCCGCUCAGGGAAAAUCAUGAGGCGAGUGCUUCGGAAGAUUGCUCAGAAUGACCAUGACCUGGGAGACACGUCCACUGUGGCUGACCCAUCUGUCAUCAGUCACCUCUUCAGCCACCGCUGCCUGACCAUCCAGUGAACAUGAUCCUUACCUUUACCCAGGAUUCCCCCUGCUCCAAACUUUGCCCAUCCUCUUUGCCCCCUCAGGAGUGCUGAGGGCCAGCGUUGACCCACACUACCCUCCCUAGACCAGCUGUCUGGGACCAGAAACCAGCUUUGUCUCCGGGUGGAGACAACUUCCUGUGACUGCCAGGCAGAAGGGACAGGGCCCAGGUCAGCCUCGUCUGCUGUGCCCCCAGACUGCAGAGCUCUCAGAACCCAGGGAUGAAAAGGCUACCUCUCCUACCCAAGUUAAGUGUUCAGAGAGGAUGUGAGGGCCUCCACUGAAGCAGGGAGGCAGCUGUGUAAUCCUAUGUCAGCUCUCUUAGGAAGCACCAGUACUUACAUUGGGCAUGCACUUGCCCUUAAAAACAAUGGUCUGUGAGUCCAUAUUUUGCUGCUUCUGUUCUGGGUCUGAAUUCCCUUUUGUGCCAGAUGCCAGUACUGUCUGCCCAUUGGCUUCAGGGGCUGUGUGGGCAGAUUCAGUAUCCAGAGGGCAUUCAGAUCAUCUGCUUUUUUGAAGGAGUAAAUGUGUUUUGUUCCUAGGGCCAGAGGAGCUUGUCUUCCUUGUCCUCUGUUCCUACCCUCCCCUGAAUAGAACCCAGCCCAUGAGAAACGUUCUCAGAUGAAACUCUGUUUUCUUGCCUCAGUCAGGCUCAAGCCCUGUGGUUGUAGGAAUAAAGCCUGUGAUCUCAAGAA